Messenger RNA from Tripterygium wilfordii, 3022 nucleotides. RefSeq names its product extra-large guanine nucleotide-binding protein 3-like. Gene Ontology annotation, cellular component: heterotrimeric G-protein complex. Gene Ontology annotation, molecular function: G protein-coupled receptor binding; GTPase activity; guanyl nucleotide binding. The transcript has 8 exons. The coding region runs from base 140 to 2734 and encodes 864 amino acids. Gene Ontology annotation, biological process: adenylate cyclase-modulating G protein-coupled receptor signaling pathway. The record is from RefSeq and is a predicted model, not a curated record. Lineage: Eukaryota; Viridiplantae; Streptophyta; Magnoliopsida; Celastrales; Celastraceae.
AACAAUCCGAGAGACUAUCGCCACUGUCUGGCACUCAAACAAAUGCUCUCUUCUUCCUCGCUGACAUUUUCUGGCUUUUGAAUUUUCUGGAUUUUGAAUUUUCUCGGGAAUCAAACGGAAACCGAAAGUGCAAAUCGCCAUGGCCAGCUCAGAACCGGAUGGAGAGAACGUGUGGAAGGAAGUUCUGAGGAAGAUGUUGCCGGCUGGCGCUCCAUUACCGGAUGAGGAUCAGCUUGAUUACUCGAUCGCAGUCGAGUAUGAUGGUCCACCACUGCAAUACGAUGUUCCACGGGUUGAUCCACUUGACAUUGACUCGCUCUCAAUUAGAACCACCUCGGUAGUCUCCGCUUCCGAAUUAUCGGGCAUCCCGGUGGUAGCGCCAAUAGGGAGAAAGGCUCGUUCUCCGUUUAAUUGGAUUAGAAACGGCCGCGUUUUUAAGGAAUCAAGAGCUAGUCCAGUUGAGAGUGAAAGACUGUCGUCGGAUUCGGGAGCUCAGAUCGACGGGGAAACAGGAAGCUUCGAGAAAGAAUCAGAGAAUGGAACAGAAAAUUUUGUUGACGAUUCGUUCAGUUUGAGGUCCAAUUCCGUGCGAAAGCCACGGUUUGCGGCCGUGGUGACUUUUAAUACACCGCGACACUCUGAGACGGAAGAUUACGGAUACUCCUCGCGGCAGUCUUGCGCAGCCGAUGCAGAAGGAUCGCCGGAUUUUGGAGUAGCGGGAAAGAAGCGUGGGGAAAAGAAAAGAGGUGUUUGUAGUAGGUGUGGGAAAGGGAACAGGUUAAAGGAAAAAGAGGUGUGUUUGGUGUGUGAUUCGAGGUAUUGCAGGAAUUGCUUGCUAAAGGCAAUGGGUUCAAUGCCGGAGGGGAGGAAGUGCGUGAGCUGCAUUGGGCAGCCUAUAGACGAGUCAAAGAGGUCAAGCUUGGGGAAGUCCUCGAGGAUUUUGUCAAGGCUGUGUAGCCCUUUAGAGGUAAGGCAGAUAAUGAAGGCAGAGAAAGAAUGUGCUGCUAAUCAGUUGAGGCCUGAACAGGUUAUUGUGAAUGGGAAACAGUUGAGGCAAGAAGAAUUAGCCGAGAUUUUUGGGUGUUCCAUCCCUCCUCAGAAGUUGAAGCCAGGAAAGUAUUGGUAUGAUAAGGACUCUGGUCUUUGGGGAAAGGAUGGAGGAAAGCCUGAUAGGAUAAUCAGUUCAAAAUUAAGCAUUGGUGGCAAGCUUAGGGCAGACGCUAGCAAUGGAAAUACAAAGGUUUACAUCAAUGGCCGUGAAAUCACCAAGCUUGAGCAUAGAGUGUUGAAGCUAGCCAAUGUCCAGUGCCCUCGAGAUACUCAUUUUUGGGUGUAUGAUGAUGGUACUUAUGAGGAAGAAGGACAGAAUAACAUUAAGGGGAACAUAUGGGGAAAGGCAUCUACUCGUUUCAUUUGUUCGCUACUGUCAUUACCUGUACCUCCUGGAAAUCAUAAUGGAUCAAAAGAUGAUCAAUCUAACUUUUCGGGUAGGUUUGUGCCCGAGUAUUUGGAGCAGGGAUCUCAGAAGCUUCUAUUAUUUGGAUCAGAAGGAGCAGGAACCAGUACUAUUUUCAAGCAGGCUAAAUUUUUGUAUGGGAGUGGCUUCAAUUCAGAAGAGCUGGAGAACAUCAAGCUCAUGAUUCAAAGUAAUGUAUACAAAUAUCUUAGUAUAUUACUCGAGGGUAGAGAGAGGUUUGAAGAAGAAGCUUUAAUGGAGAAGAAAGCCAAUACUUGGGAAGCUGAAGUAUCUGACCAAGGUGAAACAGGAGUUGAUGAGAGUAAGCAAUGCAUCUAUUCAAUCAACCAAAGGUUGCAACAUUUUUCUGACUGGUUACUGGACAUCAUGGCUAAGGGAGAGUUAGAUGCAUACUUUCCUGCAGCAGCACGAGAAUAUGCUCCUAUUAUAGAUGAAAUAUGGAAGGAUCCUGCCAUUCAAGAAACAUACAAGAGAAGGGAGGAAUUGCAGCAUCUUCCUGAUGUUGCCAAAUAUUUCUUAGAUCGGGCUGUUGAAAUAUCAUCCAAUGAGUAUGAACCUACAGAGAAUGCCAUCUUAUAUGCUGAGGGAAUCACUCAGAGUAAUGGUCUGUCAUUUAUCGAAUUUUCAUUCGAGGAUAAAAGUCCCGCGUCUGAGAUGUAUGAUCAAAAUUUUGAAUGCCCUCCUACCUUGAAUAAGUAUCAAUUGAUUUUCAUCAAUUCCAAGGGCCUCUAUGAUGGUUGCAAAUGGCUAGAAAUGUUUGAAGAUUUGAGGGCGGUAAUAUUCUGUGUAGCUUUGAGUGAUUAUGACCAGAUGUGGGACUGUGGUGAUGGUGCCCCUCAAAAUAAAAUGCUGGCCAGCAGAGAUAUGUUUGAGAGUUUGGUGAGGCACUCUUCCUUUAGGGAUGCCUCGUUUGUUCUUUUGCUGAACAAGUACGAUAUCUUUGAAGGCAAAAUUAACCAGGUUCCUUUGUCCAAUUGCGAGUGGUUCAGGGACUUCAACCCUCUGAAACCCCAGGCUAACGCCGCAUACUACUAUGUGGCAAUGAAAUUUAAGGAACUAUAUUAUUCCAUUACUGGCCGAAAAUUGUUUGUGUGGCAGACUAGAGCCUGGGAACGCGCUUCAGUUGAUGAGGCAUUUAAGUAUGCGAGGGAGGUUGUCAAGUGGGAAGAAGAGAGGGAUAGUAAUAUGUAUGGAAAUGGGGAUGAUUCAUUUUAUAGUAUGGAACUGAGUACCUCUCCGUAUAUAAGGCAGGAGUAAAGUACAGUGUUUAGUUAGUUUUUCUUUGCAAAACCAGCAUUGCAGAAUGAAUGGUUGGAAGUUCUUCAUAGCUCUGAAAACUAAUUGCGUUUCUCCAUUAUAAGCCGACCGAGCGGAGGAAUGGAGACCUGAGUUCUGGUUGGUAGUUUAUUGGGAUUGGGAAUGAUAAUUGGUUUCUAAAUAAGAUCAUGUAUAUAGUUGGGAACUGCAAAUUUUUGUAGGUUGUCAAUUUGUAUAGCAAUAUAUUCUUCUUUUUCAUUGUCAAUAAUGCCAGCCUUUUUCGGUCGA